GGCCAUUUUCGAGGCGGAAGCAGUUUUCGGUCAGCAGAAACAGUUUUGUUUUGGUCCUCCUCCUAGCUAACGUUAGGUAGGUGCUCUGUUUCUACGGCCAUACUGUCACUGACUGCUCAAGGAAAUGAAGAAGUUUUUCGAUGACAUCAAGAGAGACAUUAAAUUUAAAUCCGCGGGACGUGGAAAGAAGCUAACAGAAGAUACCAGUACCAGGCCUGAGGUUUUGCAGAGCAGCUCCAGUGCCAAGCACAACCGCCAUGCUCCCAGCGAAGGAGCCCAGAGGGCAGGAGCCGCAGCUCUGGCCAGGAUCGAACAGCAGUCGCGGCCGAAGGUCCACACUUCUCAGGACGCCAUCAGGAACCAGGUUAAAAGAGAACUGGAGGCAGAGGCGGCUGCAAAGGCUGAAAAAGAUAAGGCAGCUACAGCAGAGGGAUCCAAAGUGCCAGUGAAAGAUCCCGCUUGUCUCUCAGUGUCAGGUGUGUAUUUCACCUGUCCACUAACUGGAGCCACUUUAACUAAGAGUGAGAGGGAAAUACACAUUAAAGAGGCCAUUUUAAUGCUGUUUGAAGAGGAUGCAGUUGAGGCCUCGGUUAUGAUGAUCCACACAUUUAACAAAGACAGAGAGAAAGUGAAGGCUGCUGUGGACAUCAUAAGCAAGUAUGUGGAAAAUAUAUGCAAGUAUCCCACAGAGGAGAAAUACAGGAAGAUUAAAAUCAGCAACAAGGUGUUCCAGGAGAAAGUACGGUCUUUGGAGGGCAGUAGAGAGUUCCUGCAGGCCCUGGGCUUCACAAGCAUUAUGCUUCCUGUAGAGGGUCAAGAGGAGGAAGAGGAGUUCUUGAUGUUACCAGAGCAGAGUCCCGAUGCCCUCGAGUUGAUGAAGGAGAGGAGGGAUCGUCUUCAGAGAGGUGAGCCAGUCAGAGCUCAGCUGGACAGACAGCCUCAGGCUUUCAUACCCUCUCCCAACGCCCAACGCUUCGAGCUGCCGCCAGAAUUCUACAACCUGACAGCAGAGGAGCUCAAGAGGGAGAUACAGCAGAGGAGUGAUUUGGUGGAGAAGAACGCCAUGCUGCGCACAAAAGCCAUGAGGGAGAAAGAGGAGCAGAGGGAGAGACGGAAAUACAACUACACUCUGCUCAGGAUCAGACUGCCUGAUGGAAACCUGCUACAAGGGACCUUUUAUGCGUGGGACCGGCUGCCUGUGUUGUUUGAGUUUGUGCGGGAGUCCCUGGUGGACGGCUGGCAGCCCUUCGAGCUCAUCGCUCCUGGAGGUCAAAAACUACAAGAGGCGGAGGAAGUUGCCCUUGCAGAGCGUAACUUGGUGCCUGCAGCUCUGCUCACAUUUGCCUGGGAUGCAGCUGUGCAGGCAGAUAUUGCAGCUGCAGGUGGAAAGAGCCCCACCCUUCUCAAACCAGAGCUGCUGGAAACCAUUCGGUCCCUGAACUGAGCAGACGUAUUCUGUCCCUGAACUGUCCCUGCUACCUUCCUCCCUGGCACUACAGGGCUGAAAUUGCUCCUUACAAAAGACUAGCAAUGAGUGUAUUUUUACAAAUGCUAACUUAAGUCAAUAGCAGUGAUAUACAAGGCGCAACUUCCCCCUAAUGCGCUUGUUUUGCUGAGCAUACCCUUGUUUUGCUGUGGGGUUAAUGUCACCCUGCAGUCUAUCUCAGCAACACAUUGUGUUGAAAGAGGUACCACUAACAGAUUUAAGGCGAAAGCAAGGGACAAGUGUUGUUUUGUGAUGCAUCCUGAAUGUACAUGCUGUGUAGUAAACACUCUGUCGCAGCAGUCCUCUGUGCUCUACCCUGCAGUCAACCAGUCAGGUAUACUUCACAUGGCAUGUUGGGAGACCUUGUUUUAACUGUGUCACCACUUCCUUUUUUUUUUUUUGGCUUACAUAGCUGUUGCAUUAAGAUAGUGGACACCUCUGACUGCACAGUCACAUAGAAGAAAAUCAAGAAUACUGAGGCAAGUAAAUCUGGUCAGAUACUAUACGUCGUAAGCAUCUCAGCUCCUACAGUAGCUCCUCUGAUUUCAAAAGCUGCUGGAUGUCAGUGCAGUGGCUUUACUUUAAAUGCUUCAAGUUUUGUGUGACAGUGUUCAAGGUUAACUCAGUCUUUUGUCUGUCAACUGAUGGUCGACUGGUCUGAUUUGGUGCGAUAUGAGUCUGGCUCUGUUGCUGUAAACUUAAGAUAAGCCUCUGUUGGUCAUUUGUCCUCUGCUCUGCAGUGGCCUUGCACUCCAUAGUAUUGUACAACAGGCUAUUGUGGUAGCUUAAAUAAUUAAAACUUCAAAUGUAAUGAGUUUUAUAUGUAUGAGCACGAGCCCAGAUCAUGAAUCAUAAAUCAAACAUGUUUUUCUGGAUAGUUUGAGUUAAAACAGAGGUCCAAAGCUAAGGCAAAUAUUUACAGAUGAGGUCCCCAAUGUACCAAGUUUUAUUAGAAUGUUAGCCUUAUACUGUCAGUUCUAAUACAAAAAUAUGUUUUCAUGUAUUUUACCAGUUUUAAGCACUUUUAAAGAUUAUUUUAAACUUUAUAAAACACUAGGCGUAGAGAGCCCUGGAUGUGAAACUACAACUACUCACUAAAGUGAUAAAUGGUUGAACUAUAGAGGCUCACUGCACAAACAUUAUGUAACCAACUUGCUCUGGCAUGAAGACUGAAGUUUCAAAUUUACACCAAAUGUGUAUUAAACGUUUUAGAUCCACCUUUUUUGGAAACAGGUCAUUGAAAGUUAACACAUUUGUUUUGGCAGUAUUUUUUGCUGUAUGAAUAUAUAUACCAGGUUAUCAAAUCUGUAAAAGCAAAUUAUAGUUUCUCCUGCUUGUGGUUGGUUAAGAUGACAACAACCUACCUCUCACCACUCAUCUAAUACAUCCCAAGUCAGUUGUACACAAACAUGUAAUGACAGAUCUUGGAAGUUGUGGGGUUGUUUUGUUUUUUUUGUUUUUUGGGGGUUGUCACCACCUUAAACCUGUACCGAUAUCAGUUGCACACCAAACACACAAUAACUUGUAACUGCUGCAUGUUAGGAAACAAGUUGAUUUCAAGUAUCUGUCAUGCAGAAUUUGAUACAGUCCUAGCAUUUAUAAAGCCAGGUCAGCCAUAAGCAACAUUUCUGCACUGCACAGGUAUUCAAUGGAAGGGUGAAAAUGUGUGUUGUAACCUUCUUAAAAAUUAGUGAGCAGUAGUGAUCUUUUCAGAUGUUUGGAGUUGUGUUCUGUUGCUUUUUAACCUGCCUGUAAUAAAGAAAGCUUGCACUGCGUCUAUACUUUUGUUUAAUAGACACAACUGGGAGGCAAGUGUGUACCUAAAGGGAAGCUACUUUACCACUACUAACACAUGACUAACUAUACAUGACAUACUGUGUAUACAACAGUUACAAUGCUGAAGUCCCUAAAAAGCUAAUCCCUUUAAAACACCAAAUUAAACAGCUGAGGAUUUUGUGAAUGUCUGACAACUUAAAUGUGAACAUGUAAUUUUAAAAGUAACAGAUGGCUUUUUUGGCUACUCCACCUCAAAUGUUAAUCAAAACAAGUCACUGGACCAGAAUGGUAAUACACUGCCCCUUUUAGAAAAAAGUGUUCACCCCCAUCUGACUCUGUUUUGUUAUUUAACAGUGAAUGAAUCGCAGAUGUAAUUCAGCUUGCCGAUCAGUGAUUAAAAA
Messenger RNA from Xiphias gladius (swordfish), 3663 nucleotides. RefSeq names its product UBX domain protein 6 (gene ubxn6). Gene Ontology annotation, molecular function: protein binding. NCBI's taxonomy places the organism in Eukaryota, Metazoa, Chordata, Actinopteri, Istiophoriformes, Xiphiidae. The coding region runs from base 125 to 1444 and encodes 439 amino acids. The record is from RefSeq and is a predicted model, not a curated record. The transcript has 11 exons. Gene Ontology annotation, cellular component: cytoplasm.